This is a messenger RNA of Nilaparvata lugens (brown planthopper), 4888 nucleotides long. RefSeq names its product muscle LIM protein 1. Gene Ontology annotation, molecular function: actinin binding; structural constituent of muscle. Lineage: Eukaryota; Metazoa; Arthropoda; Insecta; Hemiptera; Delphacidae. Gene Ontology annotation, cellular component: cytoplasm; nucleus; Z disc. Gene Ontology annotation, biological process: muscle tissue development; sarcomere organization. The record is from RefSeq and is a predicted model, not a curated record. The coding region runs from base 634 to 2025 and encodes 463 amino acids. The transcript has 13 exons.
CGAGUGUGACAAGACUAGCAAUAAGUGGGUACUAGAGAGAGAUGAGGAUGAGAGGCACAGAGAAUCAGUGAGAGAGAGUUAAAGAGCGAGUGACAUAGUGGAAGAGAGAGAGAGAAGGAGUGAUGAUAAGAGAAAACUCUCUCCAUGAGUCGUUCCUAUGAACCACCCUCCAUCACUCAUAGCACCCACACAAACGGUCCGAAUUUCUUGAGAAUUCUGUCUCACUCAGUUCGCUCACGACUCAGUCGGGGGGUCGCUUCUCCCCCCAACACGACCGCGUUAGUGCCGUGUGCAUAGUGAGUAGUGACUACACGACGGAAGGUGUUCCAAAUCAUCAUUCGAAAUUGUGGUAGCAAGUGAGUGUUCUGUGCUCUACCAACCGACCAGCCAACCGACGACUUCUUCGAAAAGGUUUCACCAAGAGACUCCCAAAGCAACCUUUCAAAAUGCCUUUCAAGCCCGUCGAGAACCCCAAGUGCCCAAAGUGCGGAGGAUCAGUGUACGCCGCCGAGGAGAGGGUAGCUGGAGGACUCAAAUGGCACAAAAUGUGCUUCAAGUGCGGACUGUGCGGUAAGUUCCUGGACUCGACCAACUGCUCGGAACACGACGGCGAACUGUACUGCAAGGUGUGCCAUGCCCGCAAGUUCGGACCAAAGGGAUACGGAUUCGGUGGCGGCGCUGGCUGUCUCAGCAUGGACAAGGGAGAACACUUCGGAAACGUCGAAUCGACUCAGGCGACCAGUGCGCUACAACCGAAGGCGAUUGCCAAGGCACCCGAGGGUGAGGGUUGUCCCCGAUGUGGCGGAUUCGUGUACGCUGCCGAACAGAUGCUCGCUAGAGGACGUGGCUGGCAUAGAAGCUGUUUCCAUUGUGCCAAAUGUAAACGCACAUUGGACUCUCUGGAGCAUUGUGAUGGUCAUGACAAAGAAAUCUAUUGCAGAAGGCUGGCAUCGUGAGUGUUUCAAAUGCUAUACUUGCACUAAGGGACUUGACUCGCUCUUGUGUUGUGAGGGACCCGAUAAAGGCAUUUACUGCAAAGUCUGCUACGCAAAGAAGUUUGCUCUGAAGGGAUACGGCUAUGGACAGGGUGGGGGAGCCCUGCAGAGUGACCCAGCUUACGUCAAUGGUGAGAUGCAGCCACUGCACACAACAGUUCUGGACACAUCAAUUAUCAAGGCUAAGCCCGGACAGGGUUGCCCUCGCUGCGGUGGAGUUGUAUUUGCUGCUGAGCUCGUCUUAUCCAAAAGUAGAGAAUGGCAUCGCAAAUGCUUCAAGUGCAGAGACUGCCACCGAGUGUUGGACUCGAUCAUCGCCUGCGACGGACCAGACAAGGACGUUUACUGCAAAACUUGCUACGGAAAGAAAUGGGGACCUCACGGCUAUGGAUUCGCCAACGGUGCUGGAUUCCUGCAGACAGAUGGACUCACAGAGGACGAGAUUUCUGCGACAAGGCCGUUCUUCAACCCAGACACAACUUCCAUCAUGGCCGCUUCUGGAGAAGGUUGCCCCAGGUGCGGAGGAAAAGUGUUCGCCGCUGAGCAACAGCUGGCUAAGGGAACGAUGUGGCACAAGAAGUGCUUCAACUGCCGCCAAUGUCACCGACCUCUGGACUCGAUGCUAGCCUGCGACGGCCCCGACAAGGAGAUCUACUGCCGCGCCUGCUACGGAAAGAACUUCGGACCCAAAGGCUUCGGCUAUGGUCACGCCCCCACCCUCGUGUCCACCGCUGGCGAGUCCACAAUUCAGUUCCCUGAUGGAGGACCCAUGACAGGACACAAGGCAGCUGAAGGAAAGGGCUGCAGGAAAUGCGGAUAUGAAGUUUAUGCCGCUGAACAGAUGAUCAGCAAGAAUGGAUUGUGGCACAAACGCUGCUUCGCCUGCCUAGAAUGCCGCAGGUCCCUGGACUCAACAAGCCUGAACGACGCCAUUGACGGAUACAUCUACUGCCGCGGCUGCUACGCUCGCAAGUUCGGACCCAAGGGAUGCGGGUUCGGUAUUGGUGCCGGCGCACUCACUAUGGCUUGAAUCCACCAACUAGUUGCUAAUCAAUAUUAAUUGUAAAUUAUAUCAGUAACGGAUAAGAGUAUCAACAUCCGAAUCAAUUGUAUCAAAGUUCGACUUCAAAUGUGUUAAGAUCCAGAAGAAAAAUAGACUGAAGUAAUACGUUGAGAUGAUGGAAGUUUCAGCAGAGAUAGUAAUUACGGUUCUGAAAAAAUUGCUGGGUGUUUGUAGAUGGUUCAUGAUUCUUACUGUACUGAUAAUUCCCAUAUGCCAAUGUCAAUUAAUUAUUAGUUAUAUAAAUUAAGGAUACAUUUACGGUCCAACCCUGAGUGUACAAGUCUCCAAAAUAAACAUGAAAGUAGAAGAUACACAAUCAAUAAUUAUCACAAAUAAUUAAUAAAUAAACGACCCUGAGUGUAUAAAAAUUCAAUAUGAACAUGAAUUACGAUACACAAUCAAUAAUUACUGUGUAGAGCGACACAUACAAUCAUCGUGACUGAUCACUGGUAUUCAGACUGAUAGAAAUUUAUUUUUGUUAUACGAAUUGGAGCAAAAUAAGUUAAUCUUGAAACUUCGUUACAUGUUUUUAAUAACAUCGGUUAUUGUGAAAGUAGGCUAUUGUCUUAGAGGAACUAACAUUAGACCAAAAAGAUAAAGUUAAUAUUAUUCUGCAGUAUGUUAUCAUUGGAUUCUAGUAAAAUUCUGAAAUGAUUGAAGAGUAUUCGUUUCACUUGAAUCUUCAUUCUCUACCGGUUGGUAUCACAUGAUUUAACUGAGCAAGAAUAGAGAAUAUUUUAUAAUGAUUUAUGAAUAUUCUAAGAGAAGAUAGCUAGGGGAGAAUUCGUUUGUCACUUCUACUUUGAAAAGUUACUUGAUUAUUUGCAAGUAUUCUUGGUCAAGUUGGAACUGAGGAAGUUGUAAAAUAUGUCAGGAACGUGGAUACCUAAUGACGUUGAUAGGUAGCAGUGUGAUGAAAUUAUUACUGAGAAAUGUUGGUAAUUUGAAAGUGAAGGAGCUAAGAGGUAAAUAUAUGUCUCAAGGCAUAACAUCGUCAAGACAUGCUAAACAGCUCUAUGAAAAAAAUCAUAAUAAAUAAUUUGAAAUUAUGAUCAAUCAUCCAUGGAGAAUGAUUGAACUAUCUAUUACAAGGGAUUAUUGAUGAGUCUAGUGGUUUGGACCCCACUUAGACGAGUGUUAUCUUGUAGCCUAGUUCUAUUGAUCUCAAGACUAGUUUGAAGUGAAAGUGGCAAUGACUAAGAAUCUGAUGAUGAAUCCAUUUGAUGAUAUAUGAUAUAGGUACUCGCUUGACUUAUGACAUCAUUCAUAAAUUCCAAUAGGAAAUGGAAGUACUUCUUGAUAGAUUACUUGAUUGAUGAGACUGUCAGUUUUAACAAUAAUUAAAUUUCGGGGUAGUUCAAUUUCCUAAAGUUUAAAUAUAUCACUGAUAAUUAUCAUGAAUCAUCUAUAAAUGAGUUACUGAACAUCUAUAACCCAUGAACAUUUUAAAAUGAAUAUUGUAUUUAAUUAUGAUUCUUUUUAAAGCUGUAACAAUAAUUUUGAAGGUUCGUACCAAUUAGAGAAGAACUAUAAGAUUUCGAGGAGUUUAAGAACUUUCCUACUGACAUAAUUAUUGCAGUAUUCUUAGACUAUUAUUCCAAAUUCACGGUGAUAUUUCACAGUGUUUCCUCGGAAUUAGGGAGUUUAUUUGCAGGAAUUUACAUUCCACUGGAGAGUAAAAGACAGAAUAAUGUCCUUACACUCUCUUACAAGAUUUUCCCUCUUCUCUAGUUGAUAAACGCCUUCGAAUCUCUGCUAAAGAAACGUACACUUCAACAUCAUGUUUUUUCACUUCAAUCAAAUCAACGUAUAUUAGAAUUGUUGAGGUGGCGAGUCGAAUAAUAUGAAAAAAUUAUUGUAAUCACAUAUGCUUCAUUUAUUUAUUAUGAUUAAUCAACAUUUUCAACUAAUAUAGCAUAUUAUGCACUGUAUAAAUAUUUUUAGCAAAGAAUUUGAAUACAGCCAGUCAUGCUACCAUUUAUUGUGUAAUUCAUCUAGUAUUUGAAUGAUAUUUCAUUGCUUUAUAAUCGCUGUAGCUGAAAAUAUAUUAUUUAUAGCCUACUCACCCUAGGAUGUUGUUAUAUUAUAAGGAAUUCUAUUAGGCCUACUACUAGUCGACAUUGUAAGCAAUACAUUCUUACUCAAAUUUAGAAUAAUAGGUAGUAUAUAAGUGAAUGAAGCAUACAUAUAUCACCAUAAAACAUUAUGUAAACUAUUUCACUCAUUAUCUACGAUCCAUUGGGCUGGUGGAUGAUCAAUGUAAUGUAAAUUUUGACGGUUGUAAACCUUAUCGAAGAAAACGAAAGUACAUUGUGAAAUGUACACGAAUCAAAGAGGAAAUAACGAAAACAUCUAAAAGUAUUGAAAGUUUGCCGGAAAGAUUUUGAGACUGUAUCAAGUAUGUAGCAACAGUUGGUAAAAUAUUUGAGAAGAGAUUGCUUUCAGAAAUCUCUCCUUGCAAUGAUUUUCCUCUUUGAACGAACGAAUUACUGAAACUUUUAUCUUUUUCAGUUUCUUUUUGUUUCAACUUUCAAGAGGUGAUUUUUGUUUCAAAGAAAAUAAUUAUCCAAUCAGUUCUCCAACUUUAGAUCUAGUCACACAUUGUAUUAUCAUAUUAUUGUAAUGGACUUUUCGAUUAUAUCUUGCUUUGAAAAGUUAUUAUCAAACACAGCGAAUAUAAUAACGCUUAUGCAUUUUUCAAUUAUUCUCGGUUUUGCGGUUCAUUUAUCAUUUUCCAAUCUUCACGUAUUAUAUUAAAUUGUUUUGAAAUAUUAUUUUUAUUAUUGUUUAGACUUUAUGAUUUGUGGCGAAUAAAUAUUUUGAAAAAUGA